Molecule: messenger RNA, 759 nt
Organism: Paralichthys olivaceus (Japanese flounder)
Lineage: Eukaryota; Metazoa; Chordata; Actinopteri; Pleuronectiformes; Paralichthyidae
Source: RefSeq, a predicted model, not a curated record
CAGAGCAGAUCCAGAGACCUGAGGAGUUCAGUCUGAAGCAGCUUAACAGACUGAGGAUGUUGUGUCACAUGUCUGUUCAUCUGUGUCUCCAGGUGAUUCUGAGUCAUGGUCGUCCUCGUCUCACAUUCCCUCUUCCUCCCAGGAUUCGACAGUCCAGUCCGGUGGUGGCGAUCGAGGACGAUGGCAGCGUUCGUUUCCAGGACGGUUCUCUGCACCGCGCUGACGUCCUGAUGUUCUGCACCGGGUACAACUUCAAGUAUCCAUUCCUGGACGCAGAUCAGCUGGGUCUGAAAAUCCAGGACCACAUGGUGUCUCCCCUGUAUCGCUUCCUGAUGCCCCCUGCCUUCCCCUCGCUCUUCUUCAUUGGCAUCUGCAAGAUCAUCUGCCCCUUCCCCAACUUCAACUGUCAGGUUCAGUUCGCUCUGGCUGUGUUGGACGGCUCGGUCACUUUACCGCCUCGGGCUGAGAUGGAGGACGAGACCCGACAGGAGCUGCAAGACAAGGUGGAGCGUGGAGUGGAGCAGCGCCACCUGCUGAUCUUGGAACAAGAUCAGUGGGAGUACUGCCAGAUGCUGGCUCACGCUGCUGGGUUCCCGCCUCUGCCUCCGGUCGUACGCAGCCUGUACGAGGAGGUGUGGCGUCAGCGGCAGAUUCACCCUGAAAACUACCGGAGCCUCAACUACAGGCUCGUCAGCGACACCCGGUGGGAGCUGGUGCAGUGACACAUGAAUGAAAGGUUAAACCACCGGUGCAGAAAAU